GUCCGCUGGGAGAAAGGCAGGAAUGGCAGAGUCCAGGGCCCUGCCCACCGGUUUCGGGGAGCUGGAGGUGCUGGCCGUGGGGAUGGUGCUGCUGGUGGAAGCUCUCUCCGGUCUCAGCCUCAAUAGCCUGACCAUCCUCUCUUUCUGCAAGACCCCGGAGCUGCGGACUCCCAACCACCUGCUGGUGCUGAGCCUGGCCCUGGCGGACAGCGGGAUCAGCCUGAACGCCCUCGUUGCAGCCACGUCCAGCCUCCUCCGGCGCUGGCCCUACGGCUCAGAGGGCUGCCAGGCUCACGGCUUCCAGGGCUUUGUGACGGCGUUGGCCAGCAUCUGCAGCAGCGCAGCCGUCGCCUGGGGGCGCUAUCACCACUACUGCACCCGCAGCCGACUGGACUGGAACACAGCCGUCUCCCUGGUGUUCUUUGUGUGGCUGUCUUCCACCUGCUGGGCAGCACUGCCCCUCCUGGGCUGGGGCCACUAUGACUACGAGCCGCUGGGGACGUGCUGCACCCUGGACUAUUCCAAGGGGGACAGAAAUUUCACCAGCUUCCUCUUCACCAUGGCCUUUUUCAACUUCCUCCUGCCCAUCUUCAUCACAGUCAUAUCCUAUCGGCUCAUGGAACAGAAACUCGGGAAGGCUGGCCGUCCCCCGGUGAACACCGUUCUGCCGGCCAGGACGCUGCUGCUCUGCUGGGGCCCCUACGCCCUCCUGUACCUGUACGCAGCCAUCGCGGACGUGACCUCCAUCCCCCUCAAGCUGCAGAUGGUGCCUGCUCUCAUCGCCAAAACAGUGCCCACGGUCAACGCCAUCAACUACGCCCUGGGCAGUGAGAUGGUGCACAGGGGAAUCUGGCAGUGCCUCUCGCCACAGAGGAGAGAGCGGGACCGAGAGCAGUGAGCCUCUCCGGGGGGCUUGCUCAGACCCAGGCCUACCCCGGCCACCCUGGGCUGAGCCCCACGCGGGACGCUGCCCCCGGGAUCCUGCCAGCCAGGCUCCAGACACUCAUCCACCAUCCCGGAUGGCUCGUUGAGCCUGGCCCCGGGCCGGACACAGGGGAUUCAGAGAGAAACCAGGCUGCGUGGAAGGAGCUGGGGCUUCAGAGCCAGACAGCGCUGUGUGCUGGUCACAGCCCUCCACACAGAGGCUGAGAGAUCUUGGGAAAGCCACGCUCUCUGAACUGAGCUUCCUGACCCCUAGCAUAAGGAUAGUAACACAGACCCCGGGUCUGCUGUGAGGCUGGAACAUGCUAACAUGUACGCACCACACACAUAGACGUUGCUCAUUAAAAACAGCUGUUAGGACCCAGAGUCUUACAUAGAAAGGGCUGAAAGGCCCGGCUUUACUUGUGGAGGCUCAACCUAGGCGGACAGUGUUCAGACAGCCACCUAUUAAAUCAUGGUCUCUUGCAAGUGACUUACUCUU
This is a messenger RNA of Vicugna pacos (alpaca), 1423 nucleotides long. It is a transcript of the gene RGR, whose product is annotated as retinal G protein coupled receptor. Gene Ontology annotation, biological process: G protein-coupled receptor signaling pathway; phototransduction; visual perception. The record is from RefSeq and is a predicted model, not a curated record. Gene Ontology annotation, molecular function: G protein-coupled receptor activity. Gene Ontology annotation, cellular component: membrane. Lineage: Eukaryota; Metazoa; Chordata; Mammalia; Artiodactyla; Camelidae.